UCGCGAUAUAAGAGGCACACCUCUAACAUAAACUUUCAAAGCAGCAUUGUCUUGACUUCACCGUGACGGGAAGACUAUAUUACCCCUCAAGCAAAUAUUUUAAAACACCAUCACCUCAUCACUCCACCAGACCUUUCUAGAACUACGCAUUAACACUUAUACACCAUCACCGCGGCCCACCGUACACCAUGGCCGACACCCACCAAUUCGACGUAAACAAGCUCUUCGGAGUCCAAGACUCCGUCGCGGUAAUCACGGGCGGCGGGACCGGCAUAGGAUUAAUGGCCGCGCAGGCACUCGCCGCGAACGGCGCCAAAGUCUACAUCACCGGCCGGCGGAAACAAGUUCUCGAGAACGCGGCCAAAAGCCACCAGCCGGCCAAGAGCAGCGGACAGAUCAUCCCGAUCGGGCCGUGCGACGUGACCAGCAAAGACGACCUAGAGAAGCUAGUUGCGGAUCUGAGCAAGCGCGAGAAGUACAUCAACCUCCUGGUGUGCAGCGCCGGCAUCUCGGGCCCGAAGGCUGAGCCGAAGGACGCCGAGGCGGAAGAUCUCAAGGCUAGGCUCUGGAAUAACGAGGAUCCUAGCGAUUGGCACGAUAACUUCAAUACUAAUGUUACGGCGGUGUAUUUUACGACGGUGGCCUUCCUUCCGCUGCUGCAGCAAGGCAUCCGUCCGAAAGGUCCCCUUGAGCCUUACGCCCCUUCUGUAAUUACCAUAUCUUCUAUGUCGGGUAUCAUGCGACAUGCUCAGGGCCAUUUCAGUUACAAUACGGCCAAGGGGGCCACGGUGCACUUGACAAAACUUAUGAGCGCGGAGUUCCAAAAGGCCGGAAUCAGAGUCAACUCCAUUGCGCCGGGAUAUUUCCCUAGCGAAAUGACCGCUAAGAGUAGUGAUGAUAAACAGAAGAGCUAUGUGUCGCCAGAGAAGAUCCAAGAUAAAGGCCACGUUCCGCUAAUGAGAGCUGGACGUGAGGAAGAAAUGGGGAUGACGGUACUCUACCUUGCAAAGAACCAAUAUGUGAACGGAGAGAUCAUCGCGGUGGACGGUGGAGUCCUAAAUGUUGUGGCAGGACGGUAAAGAGCCUACCCAUCCGCCAAUGCUACUUCACAAUGUCCCUAAUGUGUUAAAUCUAAAACCAUGGAAUGGCGCACCAGUACCUAUUGGAUUGUAUCAAUAAUGAGGAAAUUUGGGUAUGAGUGCUAUAUUAGGUUAGGUAACUAAACGGUUAGAUAAAAGUAAAAGUUCAAUGAACGAGUACCAUAACUGCUAACUUAACAUAUUACCCAUUAGGAGAGGUAGUAUGAUAUCUUGUUUCUUAUUUCGACCAAUUAUAGGAAUUUUUCUAUUUUCUAAAAAUAUCAUAAUGAUACAGGCAAAUGAUUAAAGUGUGAUACGACUAACGAGCUCAUUAGGUCACCUCUUG
Messenger RNA from Daldinia loculata, 1425 nucleotides. RefSeq names its product NAD(P)-binding protein. NCBI's taxonomy places the organism in Eukaryota, Fungi, Ascomycota, Sordariomycetes, Xylariales, Hypoxylaceae. The transcript has 2 exons. The coding region runs from base 189 to 1079 and encodes 296 amino acids. The record is from RefSeq and is a predicted model, not a curated record.